UGUCGAAUUAUGAAUUCGUUCUAAAAUUACCCACAAUUCCUCCCCCUCCCUCUUCCUUUCUCCGCUGCCGUCAUGAAGGUUGAACUGUGCAGCUUUAGCGGAUACAAAAUAUAUCCCGGCCACGGCCGGCGAUAUGCCAGGGUAGACGGAAAGGUUUUCCAGUUCCUCAAUGCAAAGUGCGAGUCAGCCUUCCUUUCUAAGAGGAAUCCCAGACAGAUCAACUGGACUGUGCUGUACAGACGCAAACACAAGAAGGGCCAGUCUGAAGAGGUGACGAAGAAGCGCACUCGCCGUGCAGUCAAGUUCCAGAGGGCCAUUACAGGAGCUUCCCUGGCUGAAAUCCUGGCCAAGCGGAACCAGAAGCCCGAGGUGCGCAAGGCCCAGCGGGAGCAGGCCAUCAGGGCUGCUAAGGAGGCUAAGAAGGCCAAGCAGGCCACCAAGAAGCCCUCUGCCCCCAGUGCCAAGGCUCCUGCUAAGACUGCACCUAAACAGAAGAUCGCCAAGCCCGUGAAGAUGAACGCCCCACGUGUGGGUGGAAAACGCUAAACCACAGCUUGUUCACCUGUUUUGUAAUAAACAUAUUGGGUCUAAA
Molecule: messenger RNA, 592 nt
Organism: Anguilla rostrata (American eel)
Lineage: Eukaryota; Metazoa; Chordata; Actinopteri; Anguilliformes; Anguillidae
Gene: rpl24
Product: ribosomal protein L24
Exons: 6
Coding region: 73-546 (157 amino acids)
Biological process (GO): cytoplasmic translation
Cellular component (GO): cytosolic large ribosomal subunit
Molecular function (GO): structural constituent of ribosome; mRNA binding
Source: RefSeq, a predicted model, not a curated record